GGGCAGCAGAGAGCGGCAGUGACAGGAAAUCCCGCGGCUGCUCUUGGCUUCCUGUUUACGCGGGCCACUCGGUUCCUGGCCGCAGGGACGGAGUUUCACACCCGCCUGAUAAUGGGAUUGUCCAACGGCGCUCCGAGUCGCUGCCGCCGGGCCUAGCUCGGUCCUUCCCCGCUCCGGGACUCCCGACCCCGUCUUCGGCCAAGACCUCUGGAGAGGCCGGAGUGGCCUCGGCCCCUAGGCUCGGGCAGCGCUGGAAAGCGGAGCGGCCCCGGCAGCCAGUCUUUCCAUCACAUUUGGAAACUUUUAUUGCUGUUUAUCAACACGAGGACCAAAGUUGUGCCAAUGAAAGUCAAAGAUGCCAUUAUGAGACUGAGAAACAAGAAUAAAACUCUUAGAGCUAUCAGCCAAACCAUAGGCUUACCAAAAUCAACUGUUUGGAACAUCAUUAAGAAGAAAGAACACUGGUGAGCUUACUAAUUGCAAAGGGACUGACAGGCCAAGGAAGACCUCCACAGCUGAUGACGGAAGAAUUCUCUCUAUAAUAAAGGAAAAUCCCCAAACAUCAGUCCGACUGAUCAGAAACACUCUUCAGGAGUCAGAUGUGGAUUUGUCAAUGACCACUGUCCGCAGAAGACUUCAUGAACAGAAAUAUAGAGGCUACACUGCAAGAUGCAAACCACUGGUUAGCUGUGAAAAUAAGAUGGCCCGGUUACAGUUUGCCAAGAAGUACUUAAAAGAGCAACCAGAGUUCUGAAAAAAGGUCUUGUGGACAGAUGAGACUGAGAUUAACAUAUCAGAGUGAUGGCAAGAGCAAAGUCUGGAGGAGAAAUGAACUGCCCAAGAUCCAAAGCAUACCUACCUCAUCUGUGAAACACGGUGGUGGGGUGUUAUGGCCUGGGCAUGUAUGGCGGCUGAAGACUAAGACACCUUGCCCUGUGUGGAAUCAACUCAAGUCUGGGAUCAAGCCCUCUGUUUUAUGUUCGGAAACAAUUUUCCAAUGUGAGCCCAUUCAACAUGACUGAAUGUUGGGAGGAGCACCCAGCCGCCCCGCCUCUCGUGGAGAACUGCAUUCCCCAGAGUAAUGAGCGUGCCCUCGAGUUUGCCAUUGUGUUCCCGGCCGACACAGGCCUUCAGCAACAUCAGCCCUUGUCAGCUGAGUGCUCCCAAAAAUGCAAUAUGUGUGGCCAGACCAUCACACAACUAUCUGAGCUUCAGCAGCAUCCGUGCUUUCUAAACAUGAAUCGCUUCUUCCAGUGCGCCCAGUGCCAGAAGACCUUCAGCCAAUCCACCGACCUCUUGCAACACCAGUGUGGGCAAGUGGAGGAGAAGCCCUUCAUCUGCCACGUCUGCAAGAUGAGCUUCUCCCAGCUGCUGGCACUGGUCCAGCACCAGAACGUCCACAAUGAGAACAACCCCUUCAAGUGCACCAUCUGCGGCGAGAACUUCCAGCAGUCGUCAGAGCUGUUCGUGCACCAGAGGGUCCACAUUGAAGACCAACCCUUUGAAUGCACGGUCUGCAAGAAGAAAUUUAAGGACUCAUCCGAGCUGGUUGCCCACCAACAGUUCCACGCGCCCGAGAAGCCCUUCAAGUGUACCGUUUGCCAGAAAGGGUUCAAGAAGUCCUCACAGCUAGUGCGCCACCAGUACAUCCACGGUGAGAAACCCUUCAAGUGCUCGUCCUGUGAAAAGUCCUUCCGCCACGCCUCUGAACUGCAGAGGCACCAGAGGGUGCACACUGGAGAGCGGCCCUUCAAGUGCACGGAGUGCGACAAAACCUUCAGCCAGUCUUCGCACCUGGCCCACCACCAGCGCAUCCACUCGGGCGAGCGUCCCUAUGACUGUAGCGUCUGCCACAAAAGCUUCAAGCACCGCUCACACCUGGUGCGUCACAUGUGCGUGCAUGCCGGUGAGGACAUGUUCAAGUGCGUCAUCUGCCACGUGGGAUUCAAGCAGCCGGGGGAGCUGUUGCAGCACCAAUGCACGACGGAUGGUGAACGUCCCUACAAGUGCAGCCAGUGUCCCAAGACCUUCAAACGCGCGUCCUACCUCCAACACCAUCAGCGCGUUCACUCCGGUGAGAGGCCUUUCAAGUGCACCACCUGUCAGAUGAGCUUCAAGCAGCUGUACGCGCUGGUACGGCAUCAGCGGACCCAUACGGGAGACAAACCCUACAAAUGCACUGUGUGCGACAAGGGCUUCAGCGAAUCCUCUCACCUCCUCUACCAUCAACACAUUCACACUGGAGAGAGCCUCUUCCAGUGCACGGGAUGCCAGAAGGGCUACAAAGACUCCUCGGAGCUCUUGCGACAUCGCUGUGCCCGCGUGGAGGGCAAGCCGUUCAAGUGUACUGUGUGCCAAAAGGCCUACAAGCGCGUCUCUGCUCUGCAGCUCCAUGAAGCAACCCAUGUGGAAGAGCGGCCCUUCAAGUGCAACGCCUGUGAGCGGCGCUUUGCGUGCUCCUCCGAACUGGUGGAGCACCCGUGCCGUCCGGCAAAGGAGAAGCCCCUGAAAUGCAGCAACUGUGAGAAGCGGUUUAAGUACUCGUCAGAUGUGGAGCGGCAUCGGCGUGUGCACACAGGGGACAAACCUUUCAAAUGCAUCACUUGUGACAAGGGCUUUAAGCAGAAGGAGCACCUGAUAAAGCACCAGAAUGUCCACGCCAGAGAGAAUCAGUGUAAGUGCACAUGGUGCGGGGAGAGGUUUACAGAGCUGAGCUAUCUACAGGAGCACUGCCUUCAACACACAGCGGAAAACUCCUUUGAAGGGUCUGCUUGUGGACAGUGAUAUUUUUGUUUGCUCUGGAAGUCUGAUCUUAGCUAAGCUUGUACAGAACUGUGGUACAGAUAGAUUUGGAUGAGUUAACAGAUGGUGCUGGUCCUCAUGGCAGAGUCAAGUUUCAUGGGCUUUUUGUGAUGUAUCCAUUAGAGCAUCUUGGUCCUCCAUCCCUCUAUAAAGUCUCAUAACUUUGCUGAUACCAAUAGAUCUUUGUUAUCUGACUUAGGAUUUAUCCACCAAUAAAGUUUACCAACCUCCAGACUCUCAAAACUAAAACAGGGCAAAUCAGCAAGUGGAGAUGCAAGAGCAAAUAGUAUGUGCUGACCAGUCAGGUGCGAGACAUGUGGGACAUAUGUGACCAGAGUUCACUUACCUCUAUCUUAACAUCGUUCUUGAUCACACCAAACUCUUUCCAUUGAUCUGCAUACCUUACAGUUUAGCGAUCUGGAUUUUCUCUUCUGCCUGUCCUCUGCUGAAAUGGAUAGGCUGGUUGUUAAAACUAGUGCUGCGAUGCACUGUUAUUUGUGUGUGUGUGUGUGAUUACACUGGAGAGCACCUUCCAUUUCUCCCCGCCCCACCCCAUCCUCGGUCCAACAUUGCUUUGCAGAUUAUGUUGCAGCUUAGCCUUCUGUGACUUUCACAUAUACACAAUGUCCCCUCAUUAGUAUUUUAUGCACACAGUGACCAAAUAAAACGACAGGUGAUGGAAUCUGAAAUAAAAGAAGAAAUGCUGGAAGAGCUCAGCCUGUCAAACAGCAUCUGUGGAAAGCGAAGCCAGGUUGCAUUUUAGAUCCAAAAUGUAGACAAGCUUCUCUUUCCAUUGAAGCUGCUUGACUGGCUGAGUUCUUCCAGCAUUUGUGUUUUUCUUAGGGAAUUGGGAGAUUUGUUUUCACUAAUAUGAAUCCAAAAAUGAGUGUGAACAUCUUUGUUGUAAUAAAGCUGUAAUGUAGAAAAAAACAUUUUUGUGUUUUAAGAUUGCAGCGUUUUAAGAUUCGGGAAUAUAUUUUAGCACCAUUGUUUUCCUACAAUGACAGUAGUGCCGUCCUCUUAUGCUGCAAAGCCUUUCUGUGCAACUGUUUGAUCACAAUCAAAGGUUUAAAACAUUUUGAUUUACCUUGCUCUAUUGCCCUCUGUUUAAACCUUUCUUGUAACAAGGAUCACAGGCCACAACUAAAUUCGUCUUCACUCUGGCAAUCCCCUUGUCCACAGUUCUGUGUUUACUGCUGAAUUUAACGAUCCACUUUUCCUGGUGGAAAGUUCCUUUAUCACAACUCUUCUUUGAGUAAUGUAAACAUUGAAAUCAAUGUUAAUAGGUUUAAAAAGUAUUUUACGACAUCUUAAGCUACCUAAAGUAAUUUGCAACUUAUACUUUUCCAUUCUUUGACCAUGCCAAACAGGCCUGGGGGCUUGGAGGUCAAGGCAGCAUCUUUCUACCAGGUGCCAGCCAAUGUUGCUGCACUGGUGGCUAUCAGGAGGUAUGUUAACAUGGCUUUGAGCUAUGCCUAUUCCCUAUUGUCAAGUCCAUGACCUUUGUGCAUUCUCACAGAAAACAUGAUCAAGUGAUUUAACAGAAUAAUUUAAAUGCACAAUCUACAUUUCUAUGGUAAGGCAUAGCUCCAGCGUCCUGUGCACUGCGCUCAUCUGGGUUGCAAUUGCUACUAGUUGCACCUUAAAGCAAAUAUGUAAAUUGUCUCACAGCUGGCUUAAUAGUUCUCAAGCAAAAACUGAACUGAAAUAUUUUCUUAAAGGGAUUAGAUUCCUCAACAGUUAUCAUUAGAGUGUAAACUUAUCUGCAGUUGAGUGUUAUUAUAUUGAAACCGAUGAGUUAAAUGGGAGCUUUGGUUUGGAUCAGGUUAAUAGGUUUUCAGAAUUCCUCCUAAUGGCCAUGUACUGAUGAGACCGUUGUCUCUGGCCAAUAAAGGGGUUAUCCACCCAUUGACUACAAUAGUUGAGCAUUGUGAAUUAUUUUCAGAAUUCUAUUGCAAAUGUGUAAUUAAAAAUAGAUUUUAAUUUAUGUAUUUUAAAGUAGCUUGAAAACCAGUGUUACACUUUCACUGCUGCAAUCUGUUAGAACACAAGUUCUGUUUGUUUUUAUUUUUGGUUGUAUCAGCUUCGGUGACAGUAAGAUUGGUUUAUGUACAAGUCUUUCAAGAGCACUAGUUUUAACAAGUAUGUUUGAUAUAAAUGUCCAUGUCAUAUUGGAAAGGGAACCACAAACAGUUUUUUUAUGGGUUUUUUGCCAUUUCAACGUCUACAGUCUGAAUAUAAUGCAGGAUGGAUGUGAAGUCAUGGACACAGCAGAGCUCGAAUGCGAAGUCUCCUUUGGAAAUGAAGCUGCGCAACAGAAAGUUGGGCAAGAAGUCAGCCAAACGUGACUUAUCACCUUAAAUGACUGCAGUCUUUACAAAGGUGGACUUUUGAUGAGAAGAGUGGUAUGUUUUUGCCAGUUGAAUCAAGCUGUUGUCGUUUUGUAUCAUCUCCAUUUUGUAAGCACUAACAGUUUGCUAAUGCAGAUGCUAAAAUGAAAAGCAGAUUAAUAAAAAAAAUGAGUAGAAUUAAUACACUGUCUUAUCAAAAUAGUUUCAAGCUGCCUAUAGGAUGUCUCCACGGUUACCAGUGUUUUUUAGGAAUGUAAAAGAGCCGUCUUUCCUGCAGUUGCGCAUGGCUAAUUGCAGAACAUGGGAUUGUAGAUAAUCUACGUCCUUGCUGAGUGUAAAGAGAGUAUCUGAUUGUAAGGUUUGAGUAGGAAACGGAGUGCAAACUACAGAGCAUGUUAACUCUCAAUUCUGUUGUCUUACCAUUGAAUAUUCUCCUACCACAAGUGUGAUGUGUUUUCAAAAGAAGUGUCACAAACUUUUUUAAUUUUAUUACAAAUCAAUUUUAUUUUGACUGGGCUACCAUAGAUACAAGAUGACAAGUAAUUUGCUUUUAGGGUUCAGAUGACACCAUAAAUCAAAAAGUUGAUCGAUGUAAUCAGAGCCCAGAGACUGAAUUGCAACCUGAUACUCUUGCCACUUGUAAUUUUUUUUUAUUAAUAUACAUAGUCUUAAUAAAAUUAAAUCAAUGCUAAUGAAA
This is a messenger RNA of Leucoraja erinaceus (little skate), 5850 nucleotides long. RefSeq names its product zinc finger protein 319-like. The transcript is spliced from 3 exons. Gene Ontology annotation, biological process: regulation of cytokine production; negative regulation of transcription by RNA polymerase II; regulation of immune system process. The coding region runs from base 1015 to 2784 and encodes 589 amino acids. NCBI's taxonomy places the organism in Eukaryota, Metazoa, Chordata, Chondrichthyes, Rajiformes, Rajidae. The record is from RefSeq and is a predicted model, not a curated record.